CAUCGAGUCACCUACCUUUUGCCCGUACUUCUUCCUGAAAACUUCGAAGACAUGGUCUUCGUCGGUAACAAGAAAUACGCAUGCGAGACGUGCAUCAAAGGCCACCGCUCGUCCACAUGUAAGCACACAGACCGCCCGCUGUACGAGAUCAAGAAAAAGGGCCGCCCGGCGACGCAAUGCGAGCACUGCCGUGAGCUCCGCAAAACCAAGCAGCUGCACGUCAAAUGCAUGUGCGCGUCCAAAAUCGACAACGCGCCCGACGCCGCGGGGCCAUCGACUAUGAGAAAAGGUCCAUCGCUCUUUGUACGGUUUAGGUGCCUCGAAGGUGCCGGCGAGCGCCGCGUUUCCCAGCGGGCUAUCCCCGAAGCGCUGGAAAUGUCGGUCGCACUGUCGGACGGCUCAGAUUCAGAGCUCAGCCAUGUUCCCUGCGAAUGCGAUCACAGCGGACCGUGCAACUGCACGACUCCCCGCGCACCACGCAACAAGGGCAAAACCCGGGCGCGACCUCUCCACGGAAACGCGGAACAGGACCCGUGCCUGAAAAGUUCAAGGGAGCCACCAGUGGCUGGGCCCGCCGGGAUCGUCGCGUCGGCGCACGCAGCAGGACAUCGCCCAGUGCUACCUCGGCCGCCCCCGCCAGAGCACCCAGUAGCGUUGCGGACUGCGCAUGUCCCCUCCGCGACUCCUUCCCAUCUGCCCGGCGGGCGCCGGACGUCCCACGACCAGCACUACAGCCCCUACGGCAAGGCGUACGAAGAGGUAUACACAAGCGAUCAAUACCGCGGCCAAUCCAUGACUUACCAGAGCACAAUCUCGCCUACCAACGAACCCUCCGACCCCACUGCGGCCCUCCCGGACUUCCAACCGUGGCCGGCGUUCAGCUCACCGUCGCCGAGUGCGUCCCCGUUCGCAAACAUUUCCCUCUGCGGCUGCGGUCCCACUUGCGCAUGCCUUGGCUGCUUCGAGCACCGCGGGCGCGACGUGCUCCCGGGCGCGACAUGCGCCAACCCAAACACUUGUAUCGCCUGUCUUGAAUGCGCAAUGCUCGCGAUCCCGCCUGAAGUACCUGGCAUGACAUACGAGGACACCCAGGCGCAGAAUGUAGACGAGUGGUUGCGCCAGAUGACCGUUGCUGAGCCGCAGAUGCAGCCCCAGUCCGAGGCGGCGAUGCCAACUCAGCCCGUGCUGCCAUCCACGCCGUCGUCCAUGCUAGGUAUGCGACGACAAACUGCGAAUCCAUCAUUCUCACCACAACCCUCUGGCCCCGUGCACCGGGCUGAAGCCGUUGUGCCCUAUGACCCGACGCUCCUGCAAACGUACGCGCUUUGGAACGACUUGCACGACGCCCGCACGCGCUCGCGGCCUGUGCAGGGCGAGUGGGACGAGCUUGCCCAGGCGGAGACGGGAUGCUGCGGCGGUCGGUGCCAGUGCCCGCCAGGUUUGUGCUCGUGUCCAAGGGAGUGCUGUGGGUGUUGUCAGGGGUGCGCAUGCGAGGGCCACUUGUGCCAGCAUGGCGCAGGGGUCGGAGAGGGCGGAAGACUCACGUUCGCGGUGAGUGGAGAGCGUGGCGGCUGUUGCGUCCCGCCAUCGCGAGCCACCGCUUCCUCGUCUGUGCUGGGUCGUAGACAGGGUGGGACCAUAGCGCAGCCGCAGCCUGUCACGGAAGCGUGGAUGAUGCAACUUGAAGGCGCGAACGUACCUGGUACGAGCGGUGUUGUUGAUUGGAAUGCGCAGGCGCAGACACUCACUGUAUCCAGGGUAACCCCCAGCCGCGCGUCCUCGCAUUCGUCGCAGUCGUCUGCAGGCCUCUCUCACUCGUCGACAUCGUCAUCCCUCGGAUCCGUGCUUGGAAUGCCGAGUCCUCUGAGCGCGUCCGGGAGUUGCUGCUCGAGUCGGUGAUUCAGCAGUGAAUGGUAUGUGUGUAGUUGUGAAACAAAAGUGCUACCACCUCGGUAGAGAUCCGCAGUGGACAAUGCGGUUGGCGUGGGAUGUGUAGGUCUUGUGAUCUUGCAAUUGUCGUUACUCCGUGGCUUGACCUCGAUGGUGUGACGCCAGUCGUGCUCGUUGUCACCGU
Messenger RNA from Fomitopsis serialis, 2074 nucleotides. RefSeq lists its product as uncharacterized. Gene Ontology annotation, cellular component: nucleus. The transcript has 5 exons. The record is from RefSeq and is a predicted model, not a curated record. Lineage: Eukaryota; Fungi; Basidiomycota; Agaricomycetes; Polyporales; Fomitopsidaceae. Bases 52 to 1899 code for a protein of 615 amino acids. Gene Ontology annotation, biological process: positive regulation of transcription by RNA polymerase II; intracellular copper ion homeostasis; intracellular iron ion homeostasis. Gene Ontology annotation, molecular function: copper ion binding; DNA-binding transcription factor activity, RNA polymerase II-specific; RNA polymerase II cis-regulatory region sequence-specific DNA binding.